Parnassius mnemosyne (clouded apollo) is the source of this 5508-nucleotide messenger RNA. The record is from the annotation of a GenBank genome assembly. Lineage: Eukaryota; Metazoa; Arthropoda; Insecta; Lepidoptera; Papilionidae.
GGAACAAACAGACAGACAGACAGAAAGACAGACAGACAAAAAUUUGAAAAGUCGUGUUUUUGUUAUAAGUACCGUAUAUACCUACUUUCAUAUGCAUAUAGUAAAAAGCUGUUAUUUCGACAUUACAAACAGACACUUCAAUUUUAUUUAUUUGUAUAGAUAUAUAUAUUACACAAUAAACACAACUUAUCAUUCAGUAUUUGAGGGAGACCUAAAAAAUUAGAGUAAUUUCUAAAUAUGAGUUCCGAUGUGGCCCUAACCGAGCACAGACAACACGCAAUAUCAAUGCUGCGUUUGGAAAGUAUACGACUAACGAACGCAUUGUCCGUUUCCAACCGACAUCAAAAAAGAGGUACUCAUAACUUUUUUCAUUGAACCGAUUUCGAUGAUUCUUUUUCAUUUGAAAGCUGGUGCUUUUCAUGUGGUGCCAUAUAAAUUUGAUCAAGGUUUGACCAGUAGUUUUUGAGUUAUUCUUAAUAAUUUAUAUUGAAGUCGGUGAUACAAAAUUUUUAAUAUUACUACUUGUUAGUUUGACGGUUGCGUAGCGUAGUGGCUUCGAAAUGAGUUGCAGCGCUGAGGGUCGCGAAUAUGAAUCCCGUUCGGAAUAAGUAUUUAUCAGAGCUCCGCUUAAAAUCAGCGCUGCUGCAGUACCUGUGCGAUAGCAUACGCUGAGUCGUAAUCCUUUUUGGCAUCUCGUCGCUCACGGAAAGUAUAGCGUAGAUUUUUUAUUUAUUUAUGUGUCCCUUAUCUUGUAUGUUUUCUGUUUACUUAUAAAUACCAUUUGAAUGUAUUGGUGCCAAUAAAACGUAUUUCUAUGUCUAUUUGUAUGGUUUACAAUAAUUGUUCUGGUUCUAGAUGUUUGUCCUUGUGAAAUUAGUGUGGGGGUAACGUUUUUAUGUAAAACUUUAAAGUAAAUAACGAUGAAUUGAAUGUACAUAAUGGUGUAAGUCGGUAUUUAACAAACAACUAAAAAAUUUGCUUGGUUUAACGUUGGAUUACUCAAAAAAUUAGCUCAUUUGUUAAAUUAGCACUAAAUUGGUAGAAUUAACUCUUGAAAUAGGUACCUCAGGAAUUAACAUAAUUGCCUUGCUUAUUGUGUAGGUACAGAAACGAAGGGAUUGUGGGUAAAAUUGUGACGUAUGGUAAAAAGAGAAUUCUCUACGAUAUUCGCAAGCGGAAAAGGCAAUGGCUGAAUUCAGGGUGAAGCUCGCCCAUUGAAAGUAUAGUUUAAUUAAUAGAAUUAGGGUUUUUUACGUGGUAGAGCCAUGCUGCAGCUAUAUUAGUAGUAUAGUUGUAGCACGAAUGGGUCGGCUCGACCGGGAAAGGACCACGCUCUCACAGAAUACCAGCGUGAAAUGGCAGCUUAACACUGCUGUGUUUCGUAUGGUACGUGAGUGUAGAGAACCAGAGACCCUUUUUACUGGAAACGAAGCAUUUCAUCUUAGUCCUCACGGGUGACAACGCAUCUGCAUUUUGAUUCUUUAUUGAGAAUAGGUGUAGAUGUCUAUGGGCCACAGCAACCACUUACCAUCAGGUGGACUGUGUACUCGUUUGUCACCUUAUCCUAUAAAAAAAGGUGUUACUUUGCGGAAAUCCAUUAUAUUAAAGCUGGUAAGAUGUGUCAUUUUAUUUAAUUGAGUGGAUGUUGGCAAAAUAUGUUUUUCCAACUUCACCAUAGUUUUUUAAGAUCUUAAAAACUACUACAAUUUUUUUUUAUGUUUGACUUUUCUGAAGUAAUGUUAUUCCUGUACGUUUAAGUACUGAUUCUAAUAACUCACUUAACGGCUACCACAGGGUUGCCUUACGUGUUGCACGUGUUGUAAAUCCGAUAUAAUAGAUUUUAAUCGCUAGUUUUUUUCACUUUGAUUUCACGGGAUAUCCGGUGUCAAUUUCUGAACAAAAUCGAAGUAAUAUCAAUGCUUCUCACCGUCCAGAACAUCGACUCAGAGGCCGGGAUUCGCCUACCCCCACUCGGACAGCGGUUAGAUAGUUCAAAAAACCUCAAGAGAGAGGACAUGAUAAUUUGUAACAAUACCAAAUCAUAAACCAACAUCAUCCUCACAUGAAGCUGUAAGAGCCUUAUACGAGCCUUAUAAGAGCUAACAGUACCAACAUCACAUAUACAAAUGUUUAUGAUAGAUACAAAUGUUUACCAGAAGUGUUCACUGCGGCAACGCGCACGCGCAUUCAGCGCCCAAAACAAAAGAAUGCCUGAACAGCAUAACGGGCCACGGGAACGCUUUCGCACACUUCCGCGGCCCCACCUGCGCUGGCACUCCUCCCCCAUCUCCUUCUCAGGUAAGGCGCACCAGAACACAUGGUGCGCCCUCCUCCUCGGCCUCCAAUUUCUAAUGCGCAACGGACGCCCCCGUGUCCGAUGCGCGAAGGCCAUGGGGCCAGGAAAAACUAGCACUCAGAAGCACCGGCCUUCCCGGCCCCAGCGGCGGAUCUGGUCUCGGGCUCCGCCGCCAACCAAGUUUCGGCCGCGGAGGGUAGGGAGAGCGGCGCCUCGCAAUACCGACACUCCUCUCCCCCCGCGGCCCCACCACCACCGCAUCAACGGUGCGGCCCCGUUUGAGUCGCGGAGGAUAGGGCGAGUGGCGCAUCGCCAUACCAACACUCCUCUUCCUCCGCGACUCCACCUCGGCUGCAGCGGUAGAGGGUGCGGACUCCCCUCUCACCGCAGCCCCCCGACACACAUCCGAAGUGGGCUUCCCAAGCCCACUCGGAGUGGCCACCUCGGGCCGGCCCUACACCACGGGCCAGCCAAGGGGUUCCUCUUUGUUCACCGUGGGUGACCAAGCCACGGCUACUAAGCCCCCCCGCCACGACAAGGCGGGAACCCGUUCGGGGGGGGUCCUAUAGCCCUAAGAAUUAGAUUGAUCGCCAGUACUCUAAUGGCAAGGCGCGGACUGCGAACUCGAAAGGUCGUGGGUUCGAAUCCGCCAUUCUACUACUGUCGUGAACCACUUCUAACACAAGCAUUUUAAGCUUACCAGAAGUGGUUAUAGGGAAUAUUAGUAAUGUUUAAUAGCAUUACUAGUAUUUUAAAAAAAAAGUAGUUUUCUCCGCGCUACUAGCGUUCGAGCUAGCCGUGGAACAGGUGUCUGAGCAUACUGGAAAAAAGUGUAAGGAAAAUUGGUUCAGACGCUUGAAACUUAGUGUUGAUGCUGGUAGAUAGUUUUUUUUUUAAAUAUUUAAUAAUAAAAACUUUAACCAUAGAACUCCUUUUAGUUUCGUAAAACUUUUUAGGUUACACUCAGAUACAAUACAUCAUACGACCUCCACAGCGUUUCUAUAGUAGGUAAACAAAAAUCAAUUUAAUACGUUCACUAGGUAGUUUAGCCUCCGUGAUUUUUACACAAAUUACUUUUCACUAGGCGAAUAUCAAAAGGGUCAAUAUAUUGUGACUAUAAAAUAAAAUAAAAACAAUAUUGCUAUUUUGGAGACCUACUAGCCACUCAACGUAAGUAUUAUUUACGCUAUACAUGAUGUGGAAAUUCAGGCUCGGACCGGUGAUACACGUCUGGUACUGUGAUUGUUAAUCUUAAAGAUGUUAAAAAUAAUCAGCUAAGACCAGCGUAAUAAAAUUAUAUGAUAUAUAGUUUGAAGAGCACCUCCUGCCCUCUUUCCAUUUCGUGCACCGUCCCCGUCACCAAUAAUCCCAGCACCACUACUCCGAACCGUGGUAGCUCAAGAGCUGUGGUAGCUCAGAUGGUUAGCGCUCGCUGUAAGCUUCACAGUACUCGAGCAACCCGGGUUCGAUCCCCGCCGGCACCAAUGAAAUUGUUAGUUGCAAUUUUAAGUGCUGAUUUACCACGUGCUCGGCGGUGAAGGAAAACAUCGUGAGGAAACCUGCAUGUCUGCGAAAUAAGAAAAAAAAAUAUUUUGAAGACAUGUGAAGUUCGCCAACACGCAUUGGGGCAGAGCAGUGAACAUUCCCUUGCCCUAAAACCCUCUCAGAAAUGAGAGGAGGCCUGUGCCCAGCAGUGGGACGUAAAUAGGUGGCAACUUUACUUUACUUUACUCCGAACACCACUACACUAGGAAAGACACACCACUGACGACAAUACCACACGUGUUUACACGAGGCAUCCUCAGGUGGUGCCUGACCGCUAAGAAUUUCUUAAUUUUUAACAUAUUUAAUAUGAUGGAUUUUGACUAAAUAUAACGCCUGAUUCUAUAGUCUAUUAAUAAUUAAAUGAUUAUAAGUCAGCUUAAAUCAAAAAAAGAAGAUCAGUAGACUUUUACCAGGAGACGAAGAAGCAGCAGCAUAACUAUUUAAUUUCCUUUUCGUUAUCUAUUCCAGGUAUAUUUCGUUAACACUAACGAAGUAUGCAGUAAUGAACCAGAUCUACAUUUUCUUCCUUCAUAUCAUACCCGCCGCUUUGGUGGACGGGCUCGCCGUUUGCGUCGGGAAGAAACCCAAAAUGCUGAAGGUGUACAGUAAGAUACACAAGUUCUCAUCGGUGAUCAGCUAUUUCUGCACGCGGGAAAUCAAGUUCUGUAACCGGCGGUCUAGAGAGCUUUGGGAGCAGACUUCGGAUACGGAUAAACAACUCUUUCCAUUCAGCAUGCGCGAAAUAGAUUGGCGGGAUUAUUUCAAUAACUACCUGGCCGGCAUCAGACGGUACCUGUUCAAAGAAAGUGAUGAUACACUUCCGAGGGCCAGGAUCAAAUGGAAAAGAUUAUACUAUCUCCAUCAGAUAGUUCGAAUCAUUUUCUUCACCUUCGCGCUGUACGCCUUAUGGUCCAUCUUAGCACUUAUUUGCUGACUUUUAUAAUUUGUAAAUGUACACAUAAUAAUGCUGACGUUCAGAAUGUGAACAACCUGAAGAGAAUCGAUUUGAUUGUUUUUUUAAUUGAUUUUGAUUUUAAUAUGGCGGGAUUUUGUAAACAAAUGCGACAACCACAGAUAAUUGGAAGUAAAGACUAGAAAUGAGUUGGAGGGGGGGUGACUCAAACUUUAGGUCUAGUCAGUUUGAAUAGCCUAUCACGUAGAGGAUGUCAUGGGGGUCAUGGUUUAAUAGUGCCAAAAAGUUCUCAUUACACUCCUAGGGGGUCAAAAUGGCCAAAAACCAAAUUAUUUCGGCUAUAACUCCGCCUCCUUCGGAGGUUCUUACAGUCUUUACUUCCCGCAGUUAAGCCUUAGUUUUUAAUUGGGCAUUGUCAAUGAUGUAAUGACAAAUAUACCAAACAGGAGAAUAUUAUAUAAUAUAUAAUAUUUACUUAUAUAAAAAUGUAUAUUUUAGAAAUAGGUAUGUGAUGUUCGGGUUUUAAAAUUAUGACGUAAUUAUUAGUUAGUAUUUAUAUAUAAGGCUCAAUGUUAUUAUAAUAAUAUAAUUUGGUGUUUAUUUUUUACAAAUAUACGCACCCAAAGUAACACAAAAAUGUUACCAAAUUAUUGUAAAUAGUCUAUAUUAUGUAGUUCUAUAGGUAAUUUUAGAGAAAAAACUAUCUUUUGCAAUUUAAAAAGUUUUACUUGACAAUAAAAUUUUAUUAUACACC